Molecule: messenger RNA, 1326 nt
Organism: Hymenoscyphus albidus
Lineage: Eukaryota; Fungi; Ascomycota; Leotiomycetes; Helotiales; Helotiaceae
Source: the annotation of a GenBank genome assembly
AUGAGACUUCUCAAUACUCAUACUCUUGAGAUGAAGGAAUUUUUCGACUCCCAGGUUCCCCCGUACGUUAUUCUGUCACACACUUGGGGAAACGAAGAGAUCUCAUUUUCCGAGAUGGAGAGCAACAAUGAGACAGCCAGAUCAAAGGCAGGAUACCAAAAGAUAACAAAAUUUUGUGCUUUAACCAAAAGGCACGGAUUCGAGUACGGAUGGGUGGACACAUGCUGUAUCGACAAGAGGAACAGUGCAGAACUGUCUGAGGCUAUCAACUCUAUGUAUGCAUAUUAUUAUGAUGCGGCAGAAUGUUUUAUCUUCCUUGAUGAUGUAUGGCCAAUUUCCGAGGGAGGGAUAGAUCAUAAAGUUCAGAUUGCGUUUAUGAAAGCUAGUCGGUGGUUCACCCGACGUUGGACAACGCAGGUAAAAUCCGAUACUAGAUUCUGUUAAGAAUAAUUAAGUGUUCCAUUGCUGACAAGAUCCUAAAUUAAGGAGCUAUUAGCACCAAAGAUAAGAAAGCUUUUCGCCAAAGACUGGUCCUUGAUUGACCACUGGGAAAAUUUGCUCAGCCUAGUGACCGAGAUAACGAACAUCGAUGAGCGAGCCCUCAGAGACAGAGAUACUAUACCAAGUUUUUGCGUCGCUCAACGAAUGUGUUGGGCUUCAAAGAGCCAAACUACCCGUAAUGAAGAUAUGGCUUGUAGCUUGAUGGGAUUGUUCAAUGUCAACAUGCCUGUCAUAUACGGCGAAGGCUCACAUAAAGCAUUCAGAAGAUUGCAAAAUGAGAUAAUGCAGGUAUCUUUUGAUCAGACUAUCUUUGCUUGGCGUGGCGACUACCAGAGCAGCGGGCUCCUUGCAAGGUCCCCGACUGAUUUCCGUGAGACGCCAGAGUUAGGACUUUGGCAUCCGGUGAACCUGUCACCGUAUGCCAUGACAAAUGUCGGAUUGUCACUCAGAUUGCUGAAAAUUCCAGCAGAUGACAAGAAUGACAUGUCUACACCCCUCGCCGUGUUGCAAUGUGACGUCAAAGAUGGGAAUACUUGGAAGAUUCUAUCUAUUCAUCUAAAGCAACUUGGAGAUAAAGACACAAAGUUUUUUGUCAAUGGGAAAUCAUGUACGGCGUAUCGUCGGAUCAGGUGUUAUGAAUGGAAACCAGUUGAACCCGCGGGGAAGGUUCAAGGCGUGCGCUGGCAGAACGAGCAUGGCCUUGUUUUGGAAGAUGAGCAUUACGAGCUUUUAAAGCAUUCAAUUGAGGAUACUAGGAGGAGGUGGGAACUAGAAAUACAAUAUCAGCACUUUGGGUCGGUUGGGAUUGAUUACGUGUACGAGUAG